CCCCCUGCGCGAGUGGGCCACUACGAGAUUGAGCGGACCAUCGGCAAGGGAAAUUUCGCGGUCGUCAAACUGGCCACCCACAUCAUUACCAAAGCAAAGGUGGCUAUAAAAAUCGUGGACAAGACCCAGCUCGAUGAUGAAAACUUGAAAAAAAUCUUUAGGGAGGUUCAAAUCAUGAAGUUGCUGAAGCACCCGCACAUCAUCCGUCUGUACCAGGUGAUGGAGACAGAAAGAAUGAUCUAUUUGGUAACAGAAUAUGCUAGUGGUGGAGAGAUUUUUGACCACCUGGUGGCCCAUGGUCGUAUGGCAGAAAAGGACGCCAGGAAGAAAUUCAAACAAAUUGUGGCAGCAGUCCAUUUUUGUCACUGCCGUAACAUCGUCCACAGAGACUUGAAGGCCGAGAACUUGCUUUUGGACCACAAUCUCAACAUCAAAAUAGCCGACUUUGGUUUCAGUAACCUGUUUUCCCGAGGGCAGCUUUUAAAGACCUGGUGUGGCAGCCCUCCUUACGCUGCACCAGAACUAUUCGAAGGAAAAGAGUAUGACGGCCCGAAAGUAGAUAUAUGGAGCUUAGGUGUGGUCUUGUAUGUUUUGGUGUGUGGUGCCCUACCAUUUGACGGCAGCACUCUACAGAAUUUGCGAGCACGUGUUCUAAGUGGCAAGUUCCGUAUCCCCUUCUUUAUGUCUACAGAUUGUGAGUAUUUGAUCAGACAUAUGUUGGUACUGGAGCCCAGCAGGCGUCUGACAAUGGAACAGAUCUGUAAGAACAAAUGGAUGAGACAAGGGGAUCCAGACACUGAUUUUGACAGGUUGAUAACAGAGUGUGAGCUGGUUAAGACUGAAAGAGAAACGGAGCUUAUCAAUGAGCAAAUCCUAAUAGCUAUGUCUGAGAUGGGCCUGGACCGAGAACGCACAAUACAGUCCCUACAAACCGAUGCAUAUGAUCACUACAGUGCCAUCUACAGUUUGCUAUCUGACCGUCUCAAGAAACACAAGACAUUGCGAGUUGCUCCACCUACAGCACGCUCCAUUAGCUAUCCCCUUAAUGCUAUGGAUCCCCAGGGUAAUCCAGUUAGCAUAACUGUUCCUCAUGUCCAGCUUAUCAACCCGGAGAACCAAAUUGUUGAGCCGGAUAGCAAUAUGGCACUAGACAGUGAUGAAGGUGAAGAGCCAUCUCCUGAAGCCAUGGCUCGUUACCUCUCAAUGAGGCGGCACACUGUCGGUGUACCAGACCAAAGGACUGAAAUGCAAGAAGACCUCCAGAAACUGCCACCUGGUUUCCCGAGGGGAGCAGUACAGCAGGUCCACUUUCCUCCACUCACGCCUACAAUGGGGCAAAUGCAUACUCUCAUGCCAACACAGAGCCUACAGCCCACACAGCAGUUGGAAUACAAGGAGCAAUCACUGCUGCAACCACCCACUCUGCAGUUACUUAAUGGCAUGGGGCCCUUGGGUCGAAGAGCUUCCGAUGGUGGUGCCAAUAUCCAACUACAUGCUCAGCUCCUCAAAAGGCCCCGUGGGCCUUCGCCUCUUGUUGCCAGUCCACACCCUAUUCCUGCUGUUGCUCCAGUGGAUGAAGAGGGAUCAGAUGGAGAACCAGACCAAGAAGCCGUACAACGGUCGAGCUAUAAAGACUGUAACACACUUCAUCUUCCUAUGGAACGCUUUUCACCUGUCAGAAGAUUCUCUGACGGCGCCGCUACCAUUCAAGCCUUCAAAACGCAUCUAGAGAACAGUAGCCUCAUUAAGCAACUGAAGCAGGAGUGUGAGCAGUUGCAGAAAAUGUAUGCAGCCCAGCAGGAUGAGCGGUUCUUGGAGCACACCCAGCAACAGCAUAUCCUUUACCAGCAAGAGCAACAAAUCAUCCACCAGCAAAUCCAGGGUUUGUCUUUAGGCCAUGGAGAGAGUCAUCCAAGUCACCUAACCCACCAGCUCCAGAGGUUGCGUAUCCAGCCAUCCAGUCCUCCGCCAACACAUCCGAGCAACCACCUCUUCAGACAGCCAAAUCAAAGUUCUCCGCCUGGCUCUGCAGGCAUAAUGCAAGGGCACGGUCCAGCCUCAGUACCGUAUCAACAUGGUUCUCCUUCACUGUACCAGGGCCAGAGUGGUAGCCCACCUCCCACAGCCCUUCCAAGAGUGUCUAUACCAGCCAAUCAACAGUCAACAUCUGUCCACCCUUCGGGCCCAUUGGCCCAGGGUGUACCUCAACAGCAGCAAGUGACUAUUCAGGUACAGGAAGUUGAAUUAGGAGGUGGGCCACAGAGACAAGGAAACUUUUUGUCAACACCAUGUGGACACAGAGUUCUCGGGAAGCAGCUGAGUGCAGACAACGCAGAAUCACACAGUCGUAGCCUCGGACGUUUCACGUCAGCCUAUGACCAGGCUCAGUUCAAUCCCCACCUUUUUUCUGGUGAUGCAGCCACACGGGGUACCGCUGGAGUGCUGGGUUCCUAUAGCCCUUACUUGCAGGGGGCCUCGCUCAACGUACCCAGCCUAGAAGGUUACCAGAGUGGGGCUUUGGGGACCGGGACAUACGGCACCCCAUCAGCACUACAGCAAGCGUUACUCUCUCCAACUCCACUGGACUACCGUCCCCCGCAACAGCAUGUAACACCCACUCUACAGGGGCUCCUGUCUCCGCGGCACUCUUUAACAGGCCACACAGAUCCUCGGUUACCGCCACAGGACCUAGCUGCGUUGCUGAAGAGGCAGAGUCCCCGCUCAUGCCCUGCUCCACCAACGCCACCCAGUAGUACUACACCGGAAUAUGGAGAGAUGUUACUUCUGCGUCAGCUGAGCCAGGGUGAGAGUUUGGAACCUCAGCCGCCCCAAGGCCCUUCGGCAGGCAAACACUACCACCACCUUCUCCAGAUCCGACCGCCAGAAGUUCAGCCACAGCACCCUGCCCAAUCACCAUGUCCCAGCUUGCCCCACUCAGAGAGCAUGGAGGAAGAUGAGGUACCAUCUGGCUACCACCACACGCAUGAGGGCCUGCUGGCUAAAGCUGGAGAAGGUCAUGAACUCCUUGGUCCUCCAAGAGGCAACACCCCUCCCUACAACUCCCCUACACACAGACGUGGCUACAUUAGUCUGAGUCCUCCAGCAGCUAGAGAGUGCAGACAGACGGGCCAAUCCAUGGAGGUGCCUGAUCAUAAUGGCUUGGGAUAUUCACGAGGUCAGCAGGGGGAAGCUUAUAGGUCCCGAGGACAGCUUCAGCGCCACCACACCAUUCAGACCUGUGAUGAUGCAUAUGACCAGACAGAGUCUAUGUCCGGGAUGAGCCUGUUGGCUGGGAAGGCGUUAAGUUCAGCUCGUAUGUCAGACAUUCUUAGCCAGACGUCACUGUCAGGAAGUCAGCAACUGCACCAGCGGGAAGAAUCAGCAUGUGACGUUGAAGGUGAGCUCCAUGCGACGACCUGCUAUCCCUCUUCCUGCACCACUGAUAUGCUUCUCAGCUAUAAGCCUCCUGACCUGCAGUACAGCAUGGAGCAGGCUGGUGUUUAG
Molecule: messenger RNA, 3504 nt
Organism: Nerophis lumbriciformis (worm pipefish)
Lineage: Eukaryota; Metazoa; Chordata; Actinopteri; Syngnathiformes; Syngnathidae
Source: RefSeq, a predicted model, not a curated record